UCGCAUUGGAAACUGUCACGAGUGACGUCAAUCACAGAGCUCUGACCAAUUAGAGCGCUCGGUGAUUGUUUGGCUCCACGGGCUGCAGCGCCUACCAUGAAUCUCUAUUCAGUAUAUCAAAGCGUCCUGCUGCUGCCUCUCAACCGAAUGGGAUUCCACGUAGGCACUGAGAUAGCAACUAAACUUUAGGAGAAGUUUAUUUUUUAUUUAUUUAUUUUUUUCUUCUGUAUUCUUCAAAGCGAUUAAAAUAUAUUUGUCAUCAUCAUUAUUAUUAUUCUGCCUGCUGUCAAGUUAUUCUAAAAUUAGGAGUAAUGAGCGUGGAUGCUUUGGGAAGCCCUGUGAUGGACCCCGCGUUUUCCAAACGGAACACGACGCUGAGAUUAGUUGACUUGGCAGGGGCUCACCACCAUCACCAUCAUCACCACCAUACCCCUCAGAGCGUGACAGGCUUCCCGGGGUUCAGCAGCCAUCCACACUCAAUGGCUCACUCGCACCCUGGGGAGAUUACUGCGGAACCCCGCCUGGGGCCGAGUCCAUUCGGGCCAGAACACAUGGGGCACUCCGCGGCCCUCAAAAUCAGCCCAACCCAUCAUUAUCCCCACCACCAUCACCACCACAAUCAUCAUAUUGCAGGCCACAGUGAAGUGGUCUCCAGUCAAACGGGAGCUUUUGGCCCGGUGCAGGCGGCAACGGUCCCGUACUCUAUGUCUCACACGGCCCAGGCGCUAUCCGCAGGUAGCUAUCCGGGACACUAUGGUCAUCACCCCGACCCUGGGAACCAUACGCUCUUCCCUGGACUUCAUCACGAUCAGCCAUCUACCGGAGCACCAGGUGGCCAAGCCUUGAACGGACAAAAGUUAGGAAUACCUGCCGAAAUGUACGUUCGGUCUGAUCAUUUGAGUCAAGUAGCGAGCUCCAGGGCAGACCCGUUUGCUGCUUCUCCUCUGCACGGAUACGGCGGGCUCAAUCUGAACAUGAAUCUCAGUGCACAUCACCACCACGGAGCUGGCGCUUUUUUCCGUUACAUGAGGCAGCCGAUCAAGCAAGAGCUCAUCUGCAAGUGGCUGGAGCCAGAGCACUCGGCGAAAAAACGUUGCUCCAAAACUUACAGCACCAUGCACGAACUAGUGACACAUGUGACUGUGGAGCACGUCGGAGGACCGGAGCAAGCGAACCAUAUCUGUUUUUGGGAAGAAUGUCCACGAGAGGGAAAGCCAUUUAAAGCAAAGUACAAACUUGUGAAUCACAUCAGAGUGCACACCGGAGAGAAACCAUUUCCUUGUCCGUUCCCAGGCUGUGGAAAAGUAUUUGCCAGAUCGGAAAACUUGAAAAUACACAAGAGAACACACACAGGUGAAAAGCCUUUCAAAUGCGAGUUUGACGGCUGUGACAGACGGUUCGCCAACAGCAGUGACCGGAAGAAGCAUUCCCACGUACACACUAGCGAUAAGCCGUACAACUGCAAAGUCAGAGGUUGUGACAAAUCGUACACGCAUCCCAGCUCUUUGAGAAAACACAUGAAGGUGCACUGCAAGUCUCCACCUCCGAGUUCUGGUUACGAAUCAUCGACUCCAUCUCUUGUUUCUCCUUCAUCGGACUUGGGAAGGGAGCCAGCUCCCUCUGCGCUCUCCGAGCCUCUCUCAUCAUCGUCCCAGCCGGCCAAUUUAAGCGAAUGGUACGUGUGUCACAGCUCCGGUGCCAGUGGCCCUCAGACCCCACCCAGCGGUUCAUCCACACCGGGCCAUACAGAGGGGCCAGCGUACGGCAAUCCUGAACGGAGGGACGCCUUCUAACAAAAUGCUCGCCCUGUAAUAUUGUAUUGGCAAAGUGACUAAAAUUACUUUGACAUCUUAUCUUAUUUGGACAGUCCGUUUUGGACUGAAUGGUCGCAGGCUGACGCCUGUGGAAGUCAGUUCAAAGAGCAGGCUUGUUCACUGUUACUGCCUUACUGAAGGAUGCACUGGCCCUUUGACAGCUAAUGUCACUGCCUAACCACCAAUCAAUAUAAAACACGUCCCGAGUGUCUAUGUUUCUAAAUAGUGUACCGACCGUACGCAUGUCACUGUAAUAUUUUGUAAAUUCCGCUUUGAUUUCCAUAUCUUUUUUAAUUUAUUUUUUAAUCGGUAAAUAAUUUCUUUUUGUAUUAUUGAACCAAAGUGCUUAAUUAUUAAACCUGUACAGUUGCAAAUGAUGACGUUUUAAUGUCUUUGUGUGAACAGUAAUUUUGUAAGGUUUUGUCCUUCAGCAAUUUUUAAAUGUUUGCUACUAUGCUUUGUACAAAAUUAAUAUUCGGGAUGAUUUGAAUUUCAUAAAGUCGUAGACUCUUUCCUCUUUUUGUGCUUUCGCCAGCCAAGCCAAUUUGAUGGAAACAGUGUUAUUGUAUUUGAUAUGACGUUUCAUUUAUGAUUAGUCAUUAAUCAAUGUGGUUAUUUUGUGAUUUCGUAAAACUUGUCAGCAAUCAUUUUUUAUUAAAUAAUAAUAAUUAUUAUUAUAAGAAGAGACCUUAAAAUUUGUACCGAAAUGCCUUGUAAGUUGUCAGUAUUUUGAAUAAAUUGUGUAUGACGCA
Molecule: messenger RNA, 2566 nt
Organism: Cyprinus carpio (common carp)
Lineage: Eukaryota; Metazoa; Chordata; Actinopteri; Cypriniformes; Cyprinidae
Product: zinc finger protein ZIC 4-like
Biological process (GO): regulation of transcription by RNA polymerase II; central nervous system development
Cellular component (GO): nucleus
Molecular function (GO): RNA polymerase II cis-regulatory region sequence-specific DNA binding; DNA-binding transcription factor activity, RNA polymerase II-specific
Source: RefSeq, a predicted model, not a curated record